AAAAAGGACAUAAAGAAAACAAAACACAAGCCGAUCUGAUGUUGAUUUCCCCUUACGUCGUGCCUCCUCAGUCCUCGGUCGGGGCGAUAUAGAAACCAAGACAGGAGCACGUCUCUGCCCGCUGGCGCGGCGGUGACACCGUUGGAAGCAACGCUGAAAAGUACGGGAGCAUCGCCAGUAUUCCCAGCUUCCCUCUCCGGUAUGUUCAGAAACAACUUCAUUUGACCUGUUAAAUUGCUCUGACGAUAAACCCUCUCUAUCCCCUCGAGUCCUUGGAGAUAGGUUGCUGCAAAGGAAAAGCUUGAAAACCCAUAUGACCAUGUAUUGCUCCAAUCUUAACUCGUGGAUCGCCUCAAGACCACCAUUUUCGGACACAUCUUCACUCGUCUCUCAACUUCGCCGAAACCCUCUUCGCGUUUCUCUUCCAGUCUCACCAUCAAGUGCUCAAUCUCAAUUUCACCAAUCUUCACUUAGUGCACCAAUUCGUUGCGGUCUCCGAGAACUCAGGGAACGAAUUGAGUCCGUGAAGAGCACGCAGAAGGUCACUGAAGCCAUGAAGUUGGUGGCUGCGGCAAAAGUUCGGCGUGCUCAAGAAGCUGUGAUCAAUGCAAGACCUUUUGCUGAAACCCUAGUGGAAUUCCUGUGCUACAUGAAUGAGCAGCUUCAAGGGGAGGAUGUAGAUGUUCCUUUGACAAAUAUCAGGCCCGUAAAGAAAGUUGCCCUCGUCGUUGUGACCGGUGAUCGGGGCCUUUGUGGCGGAUUCAACAAUGCUGUCCUCAGGAAGGCCGAGACCCGGAUCGCAGAACUUGAAAAUCUUGAAUUGGACUACACCUUGAUUAGCGUCGGAAAAAAGGGUAAUUCAUAUUUUAUGCGCAGGCCUAAUGUUCCAGUUGAUAGGUUUAUUAAGGGAGACAGUUUUCCUACAGUGAAGGAAGCCCAGGUGAUUGCGGACGAUGUCUUCUCAUUGUUUGUUAGUGAAGAGGUCGAUAAAGUUGAGUUAGUGUACACUAAGUUUGUGUCAUUGAUCAAGUCUGAUCCGGUUAUCCAUACUUUGCUUCCUUUGUCGCCUAAGGGAGAGGUACUCGAUGUGAAUGGAUAUAGUGUUGAUGCCGAUGGGGAUGAGUUAUUCAGAUUGACUACUAAAGAAGCGAAAUUGUCAGUUGAGUGGGAGCAAACUGAGAAGAAGAACAGCGAGAUUUCGCCUCUGUUGCAGUUUGAGCAAGACCCUGUUCAGAUUCUUGAUGCUAUGAUGCCUCUGUAUUUGAAUAGCCAGAUUUUGAGGGCAUUGCAGGAAUCAAUUGCAAGUGAGGUAGCUGCUAGGAUGAAUGCCAUGAGUAAUGCGACCGACAAUGCCGUUGAAUUGAAAAAGAAUCUCUCAAUUGCUUAUAACAGGGAACGGCAGGCGAAGAUUACAGGGGAAUUAAUGGAAAUUGUGGCUGGAGCUGAGGCACUAACAGAUUUUGAUUAGUUUGGAGGGUUGAGGCACUUACCAUACUCAUUUAUUGGGAACCUUCCGUUCUUUCAUGGCUUGUAGUUGUUUCCUUCUGCUAUCUGCACAUAAUUUUGCCGAGACUUGGAGGGUUAAUUGGUUGAUUGUUGAAUUGACGAUAUCUGAGUGGAGAAGGUAGCCUCUUUUUGUUUCAAUCUUUGUGUUCGGGCUGGAAGAAAAAUUCUUUUGCCAUAUUUUGGUUCGUCGCAACUUCACAAAAAGAAUUAGUUGUGUGCCUUCGUCAAUCAUCUUUGUCAUAUUAUCUCAUUCUUUCUUCCCUGCUACAUGCUAGCCUUAAGUUAUUACGUUAGAAGACCUGAGAAUGAUGCUUUCAAAUUGCUGCAGUUAGUUAGAGUAAUACGAUGCCCAGUGCACACUUUUAGGGAAUGUGUCGUGUUGGAAUCUUUCUGGUUAAUCUCUCAUAAAGUAGUGGGAUCAUUCAACAUCUAUCUUCUUGCUGGAGAAGCGCUAGUUUCUACCGUUGCUGGAGUGGAAUCGGUGAUUAUGUGGUUCAGUGGCUAUUUUGGUCAAAUUGACAUGAACAAAUGAGAAAUUUGUUAUGUGUGGCUGGCAGAUUGGUGCUAUAGGUGGCAUAUUUCUGACAGCAAUUUUUCAUGGAAGAGAAAAUUGGCCAUGGCACUGAAUUUGCACCCAACUGAAAGGCCACAUUGAUAGAAACUUUACGCAAUCCUUGUCAGUGGAUUAUAUUGCAAAGAGCUCAACUUGGGUCCAAAGACCUUUUGGAGGAGCUUCCAUACAUACGGUUCUGGAUUAACACUUUAAGACAAAUGUAGCGCAGUUUUGCCAGACCCUUUUACCCUUUAAGCCUGGCGGGCUGGUCUGAGUACGCCGCCAGACCCAUGUACACGUCGAUAAUGAAUCCAACAUCUUAUGCUUGUGUGGUGAUUCUCGAACGAAUUAGGCGAGCAAGGAUGCCUGAUAAUGGAACUUGGAUGACGUGAAUGUUAGAUGCCACAGGUAUUCAUG
Molecule: messenger RNA, 2476 nt
Organism: Rhodamnia argentea
Lineage: Eukaryota; Viridiplantae; Streptophyta; Magnoliopsida; Myrtales; Myrtaceae
Product: ATP synthase gamma chain, chloroplastic-like
Exons: 2
Coding region: 314-1468 (384 amino acids)
Biological process (GO): proton motive force-driven ATP synthesis
Cellular component (GO): chloroplast thylakoid membrane
Molecular function (GO): proton-transporting ATP synthase activity, rotational mechanism
Source: RefSeq, a predicted model, not a curated record